AUGAUCAAGCGGAUAGACGAAGACGCUCGACUGAAGGAGCUGGACUACACAGCACUGAAGACGCUGAAGUUCGUAGCAAGACUUCAGGAUUCAUCGCUUCGUGAAGUUCGUCUCAGAAUGCUCUGUCGACUGGAUACGCACACAGAAGAUGCGCCGUUGACGAUGGAAGUUGCUGAAUGGGAGAACUUCACCGCAUUGAAGAUGGACAACACAGACAUGGAAGGAAGUCAUGAUGUCCAUGUCCUGCACAAAAAGAAUGUGAAGUGCUUCAAUUGUGGAGGACCGCACUACAGAAGCACAUGUCCGCUUCUCUCCUCCAGCACUGGACAGAAGAUGCGACAGAGACCAAGAAGACGAUCCAACCGUCGCAAGAAAAGUCAGUGCAAGAACGUUGUCACCUUCGCCGCAGAGAACGCUCGAACCUACCUCGAUUUAAAUAUCAGGGGACGUUCUCUACGCUUGCAGCUCGACACAGGCGCAGAUAUCACGUUGGUAUCACAUCGAACGUGGAAAAAGCUCGGAUCUCCACCCUUGAACCCUGUAUCAUGCCAGUCAAAACGGCAGAUGGAUCACCGAUGA
Messenger RNA from Necator americanus (New World hookworm), 579 nucleotides. RefSeq lists its product as uncharacterized. Bases 1 to 579 code for a protein of 192 amino acids. The transcript has a single exon. The record is from RefSeq and is a predicted model, not a curated record. Lineage: Eukaryota; Metazoa; Nematoda; Chromadorea; Rhabditida; Ancylostomatidae.